CGCUGAGCAACAUACCCUUCUGAUUCUGUCAUGACGCAGCUCGGGCAAUGACUUCGUGUCGCCCUUUUGAACUGUUGUGGAAGAGGAAUUUGACACCAUCAGCUUCCCUGCUGCGAUUUGCUGUGGCUGACGGGCUUCCUCUAGGAGGACAUGGACGAACUGCUCCCACAGGUGUCAAGGUCCACGUUCCUGCAACUGGACUGGAGAAGUCAUAUUCUCCGGUGUCGCAUCCCGCACAGGCUGGAUCGUUUGAUCUCCUGGUGAAAGCCUACCCACCUCGAGCUGGAGGAGGCGUUGGGGCUUACAUAUGUGCCUUGCAGCCUGGUGAGAAGGCGCUGAUGAAAGUCAAGCCUGCCGAGUUUGGCUACCUAGCUGGUGCUCCAUUGUCGCCUGGACGUUGGAAGCAGAUUGGUUUAGUUGCCUGCGGGACAGGCCUGGCUCCACUAUAUCAAGUAGCUACCCAAGUUUUGGCUUGGAACAGUGGCACCAGAACCAUGCCUCAAGGUAAGUAGCUCGCUGCUUUGGGUUUCCUACGCUGCUCAAGUUUGGAAAGAUUCCUUUGCACCUGUGGUCACCUUCGAGGAAUAUCUAUGGUGCUGGCAUGCAGGACUGAGGAGGAUAUAUUGAUGCGUGAGGAACUGGAUUUGAUGGUUCGAAACCCUUGCUUUCGUCUUCACACCCAACUGAGCAUGCCAACAGGAGGGUGGUGUGGCUCCAAGUUUCAGCAAAGAAACGUUUUGGGUAGUUGAUACGUUUGCCAAUGAUAGGGGCACAAUGAAGGCCAGCCAAGUCAAGCGGACGGAUCACAAGCAAAACGCUGGGGGACUGUCUUCCGGCUCCCGAUGCUAGUCCUGACCUUGGCAUUGCGUGCGUGACGGUAUCCUUACAGUUUGUAAACCAUGUGUUCGUUGGUUGGACGUGUGCUCAUGAAGUUGCAGCCCUUCAAGCGCCUACAGUGCUACAGGUUCGAUGAUCCUCGUGUGCGGCACGGACGGCUUUGUGGACACUGUUGCGGGACCCAUCCAGCGAAUCACACUGCCAAAUGGGCAAAAAAGGCGAGGGGGGAACUCAUGCAGACGACAUAUUGCAUCUUGAACUUGUAUUGUAGAGCUAAUUCUGCCGAAAGGAAAUGCUAAGGGCCCCUUGGAGGUUUUUUGGCAGAGUUUGGUCCUCAGCCGGAAUAGAAGUCAACAGUUUCUGAUGAACUCACAUGUGCUGCCAAGGCUUGGGUAUGUUCCAGAGCAAGUGCACAAGUUUUGAUCAUCGCCAUUCCUUUCGUUGGAACAAAUGCGUCGGACAUGACAUGUCACAGCCAAACUUUGAUGAUUGUUUACCUUGCGAUUGCUCCUGAUAAUAACGCGGACCAGGCCCAAGUGAAUGGGAUGUUAGUUGUGCAA
This is a messenger RNA of Durusdinium trenchii, 1397 nucleotides long. The record is from the annotation of a GenBank genome assembly. NCBI's taxonomy places the organism in Eukaryota, Dinophyceae, Suessiales, Symbiodiniaceae.